Molecule: messenger RNA, 1864 nt
Organism: Spea bombifrons (plains spadefoot toad)
Lineage: Eukaryota; Metazoa; Chordata; Amphibia; Anura; Pelobatidae
Gene: TXLNB
Product: taxilin beta
Exons: 9
Coding region: 9-1670 (553 amino acids)
Molecular function (GO): syntaxin binding
Source: RefSeq, a predicted model, not a curated record
GACACAAAAUGGAAAAUAGUGAUAAACCUAAAAUUGAUGAACAGUCACAAUCCCAAAAUGAUCUCACAGUACAAGAUAAUGGAUCACCAACAAUCCCUAGUACAAAAGCUGAAGAUACUCUACUGGAUAACAGCCAUGACAUUUCAGAAGUGCUGAGCAAACAGCUGGAAGACAUUAUUCACACAUACACCUCAAGUGAAGUUAUAGGUACCAGCAAUCCUGAAUCUUCAGUUACAGAAGAGUCACUGCAGGAAAAUGGAGAAAGUGAAGAAGCCAGUAGUUACCAAACUUCUUCAGUAGAGGUCACCACAUCAAAAGAGCCACCUCCAAGCAAAGAUCAGAAACCAGAAAAGAAAAUAUUAAAAGGAUUGGGAAAAGAGACUACAAUGCUCCUGCAAAGCCUGGAUAAGCUUAACACCACGGAAGAGAAGUUGGAAGCUUUUGCUAAGAAGUAUUCAGAAAUGCUUGAAGAGUAUCGUGCAGAACAAAAGCAGAUGAAACUCCUGCAAAAGCGUCAGGCCCAACUAAUAAAAGAGAAAGACCAUCUGCAAAGUGAGCAUAGCAAAGCCAUCUUAGCUCGUAGCAAACUGGAAAGUCUCUGUCGGGAGCUGCAAAGACACAACAAAACACUUAAGGAGGAGACCAUUCAACGUGUCCGAGAGGAUGAAGAAAAACGGAAAGACAUCACAAACCAUUUCCAGUCAACAUUAACAGACAUCCAGAGCCAGAUUGAGCAACAGAAAGAGAGAAAUAACAAGCUAUGUCUGGAGAACACAGAGCUAGCAGAAAAAUUAAAUAGUAUUGUUGGCCAAUAUGAAGUCCGAGAAGAGAACCUGGAAAAAGUCUUUAAACAGAAAGAACUUCAGCAGAAGCUGGUGGAUGCAAGAUUCGAGCAGGCCCAGGAACAGAUGAAACAAGCAGAGGAAAAACACAAUAGAGAAAAGGAGUUUCUGCUGACCCAGGCUGCAGAGUGGAAGUUGCAGUCUAAAAUGCUGAAGGAUCAGGAGACUAUGCUAAAAACUCAGAUAGCCCUUUAUUCUGAGAGGUUUGAUGAGUUUCAAAAUUCUUUAACUAAAAGCAAUGAGGUGUUCAGUACUUUUAAAAAGGAAAUGGAAAAGAUGACAAAGAAAAUGAAGAAAUUAGAAAAGGACACAAACACCUGGAAAACUCGAUUUGAAAACUGCAAUAAAGCUCUACUGGACAUGAUUGAAGAGAAGUCUAUGAAAGCCAAAGAAUAUGAAUGCUUUGUUCUGAAAAUUGAGAGGCUGGAGAAACUUUGCAGGGCUUUGCAAGAGGAGAGAAUUGAACUGUACAAAAGAAUUAAAGAUGCAAAAACAUCUGACAAAGAGGGAGAUGACGAGGAUGAAGAUGUUGAAGAGAUUGAUUCCACUAACCAGGCUCAGACAAGUAGCACUGAGCUUUCAGUUAUAGAUGAAAAGAUCAUAAAUGAUCUAGAAACAGCUUUUAUGGUGGCCCAUCAUUUAGAAGAGAAACCUAAAGAUAGUGGUUUGGAAUGUCUGCAGUAUGAAGCCAGCAAUUUCCCACCUCUAGUGGAUCAAGGAGCACAUCCAGAGCAAGGUACCAGCUGCCCAGAUGUCAAAUCAGUACAACCCCCAAGGCAAGAAUCACUAAAACCAGAAGUGGACCACGACAUGGAAACUGUAGACUAAUAUAGACUCACAUAUAACGGUUAGAACAAAUGAACGUGUGUAAUUACAAAUAAUGGCAGGUUAAAACUGCAUUGUGUUCAUUUGUUCUCUUUAUUACAUGACCCAUGUGUUGUAGGUCAUUUGGCACGCAUAUUAAAAGUGUAUUCAUUAGUGAAUAAAAUGCAUAGUUUAUUGCUGUGCAAGAUUGUAUGCAA